Molecule: messenger RNA, 2115 nt
Organism: Eimeria necatrix
Lineage: Eukaryota; Apicomplexa; Conoidasida; Eucoccidiorida; Eimeriidae
Exons: 4
Coding region: 1-2115 (704 amino acids)
Biological process (GO): ribosomal large subunit biogenesis
Cellular component (GO): preribosome, large subunit precursor; nucleolus
Molecular function (GO): protein binding
Source: RefSeq, a predicted model, not a curated record
AUGGAGUUCGUGAUUGGGGAUGAAACCGGACUAUGCAAGGAACUAUCUUGGCUCUCCAACGAGACACGUCGCACUCGCAUCAUCAAAAAAGCAAAGCAGAGCCGUUCUCUGGGCGUCACAACAUUAUGCUGGUCAGGGACUCCAAGCGGCAAUGAGGUGUCAGAGAUUGCAGUUGGGCGUACGUGUGGCUCCGUUGAAGCGUUUGCCACAUCUGAUGUUGUAUGUGAGGCUGCAGUGCCUGCCACAGCGAGCUUGGGGGAAAGCACUCUGGAUGAGCCUUUGCGGUCAUUCCAGCUGCCGUCAGCGCCUGUACACAUUUCAAUGAUAAGCCCAGAGGCGGUGCGCGCCCAUACACGGUCGCUUUUGUGCAAAUCAUGGUUAGGAAGUGGUGUAACAGCUGGCGAAGCUUCUCUGCGGACUGCGUUGCUUUCAGCAGCAACAGGUGAUGCAGCUAGUGCUGCAGGUGACCCAUCCUGCAGCAGUAGUUCAAGACUCUUGCUUGCCGUAGGCGAGGAAGGUCACGCCUGCGUAGUGGAGUGGGAGGGAAUUUAUAACGUGCGUCUUGUUGAGAAGCCAAAUGAGUCAGCGCAACAAUGCGCACCAGAACAUGAGGUCGUCGAUAGGGAGGAAAUGGAAGUCGGCGUAAAGUUUCUUCCGAUCGGGAAAAAAACCAACGAUGGCGCUUCUCCUGUGCAAGAGGCAAUAGUGGACACUCCUUCUUGGUGCAGGGCUGCGUAUAAGCUUCCAGGUCCAAUUGCGGCGGCCAGCACUAAUCCUUUGUGUCACAGUCUGUUGGCUUUUGGGGGGAGGGAGAAUGAUGCGAAAGUUGUGGAUUUAGACUAUGGAAAGCUUUUGUGGUCGGCAAAAAACGUGAAGGCCAGUUUUCUUGGCCUUCGGUGCCAGGUGGCGAUUACUCAAAUUGAUUGGCUGCUGCCGAUUCACCCCAUGGUAAUAGCUGUGGGAACUGCGAAAGGCGCACUGCGUUUCUAUGAUUUGCGAUGCCAGCGCAGGCCAGUGCUAGAGGUGUGUGAAGCCACACAGGAAAGAAGGCCUGUGACAGCCCUGUGUGUCCGCCCGACAGCUGAGGUACUGCAAACUAAGACACACAUGAGGGUCGCUUUAGCAAGAGCUGCAGAGUCUUCAGCGGUUUCUGUUUGCCGCGAUGUUGCGAUGGAAGGUUUGUCAUCAAAAGGUUUUGACAAAGACGGUCAAUUUUCUAAAUGUAAGGGGCCUCCUGAAGACCAGAAAGGCCCCAGUUGCGAUGCCACCACAGCAGCUGAUACAGCACAAGAAGUGCUCUCACGUUGUAGUGGCAAGGACACCGCCACCGUAUACUACGCAGACUCAUAUGGGAUGAUCUACGGCAUAAGGGUGCAGGGUGGCUCAGCCUUGCUGCGUCUUGCUGACAAAACGCUUCCUAAGUAUAAUCCAUCGUCGUAUCGGUCUCUCAGUGAUCAGCCUCACGCAUAUCACUCUGCCGAAGUAAAGCGGAAGCUCAUUUCUGCAAUGUUGGAUAAACAAAGAGGAAAGCUGACCUCUAGGAAAAAUGAUCAUCCAGUUUCAGCCGCUGCUUGCAGCGACUUGCAACUUGCCGCAGUUUCAGUGGGAGGAUACAAAGAAGCUAUGGGGGCUAUUGUCGGCUUAGGACUGGAUCCAGCUGGGGAGUUUCUUGUGGCUGUGGGCUUGGGGCGCUAUGCAUACGUUUUUGAUGCAAAGUCCCGGAAGCUACGCGAAAAGGUUUUUCUGAAGCAAAAGCUUACCUGUCUUUUGUCUGGAGGCGGAGUAGGGGCUGGAGGAGUCAAGCGCUGUACGGCUACGAAAGGCAGUACACACACAAAACAGGAAAGUGGCAGCAGCUCAGAUCUCAACAGUUCCGGUGAGGAGCAAGGCAGCGAAUGUGAUAGCUCCCUUGCUUCUGAAGCGGCAACUGAUGAUGAGACAGAAAGUAGCCGACGCCCUGUUGAAGCUGCGGGUGAGCCCUGCGUGCUCUCAACAAGCUCAGAUGAUGAACAGUUGAGGUGCACGGCCUCAGGUUCUCAAGUGCACAGGCGCACACAACGUAGCAUGCCGAAAAAGCGAAAGCGCUCUACUCAUGAAGGGGGCGCUGCACGUUGA